Molecule: messenger RNA, 2481 nt
Organism: Trichomycterus rosablanca
Lineage: Eukaryota; Metazoa; Chordata; Actinopteri; Siluriformes; Trichomycteridae
Gene: marc1
Product: mitochondrial amidoxime reducing component 1
Exons: 7
Coding region: 100-1059 (319 amino acids)
Molecular function (GO): molybdenum ion binding; pyridoxal phosphate binding; catalytic activity
Source: RefSeq, a predicted model, not a curated record
GCUACAUGGCGACCUGUGAAUACUGACACGCUGCUGUAGCGCUUUCUAAUUCGAAUAUUACAUUUAUCAUUUCAGCAUAUUCUACAGUGAGAAUUAAAGAUGGAUUUGGUGGCUAAAUUAUUUGCACAGAACAGAAAAGCAGCGCUGUGUAUGACUGGAACAGCGGUGGCUUUGCUCGGACUGGCUCUGGGUUGCAGAUACAUGCGCAGACAGAGAAAGUUAACUCAGGUCGGAGUUGUUUCUCAGCUGUUGCUUCAUCCGCUAAAAUCUGGAAAAGCGCUGCCUGUCAAUUCAGCUGAGUGUCUUAAAAUGGGACUAAAGUGUGGAGAGCUUCAGGAUCGUCAUUGGCUGGUUAUCACUGAAGAUGGCCACAUGGUGACAGGAAGACAGGAGCCUCGUCUAGUUCUGGUGUCUCUGACUUGCGAGGGCAGUCAGCUCUGCCUAAAUGCUCCUGAUAUGGAAGAGCUACGGGUACCCCUUUACCAGCCUGCAAAUCCCAUUUUCAAAUGCAGGGUGUUUAGUUCAGACACAGAAGGCAGAGACUGUGGGGAUGAAGUAUCUAACUGGCUCAAUCGAUAUUUGGCAGCAGGCAAGACUUUUCGUUUAGUGCACUUUGAACCCCACCUGAAGGCUCGGGAGGCUCAGAAAGGCUUUCCAAAGGAUGAAAAGGUGGCUUAUCCGGAUGCUGCUCCUGUCAUGUUGAUGUCUGAGGCUUCUGUGAAUGACCUUAGCAGCAGACUUGACCGCGACAUUUCUGUUCGUCAGUUCCGGCCCAGUAUUGUGGUCAGCAACUGUGAGCCUUUCAGUGAGGACACAUGGGAGCAUGUACAGAUUGGAGAAGUAGAGAUGCAGCGAGUCAUGGGCUGUGGAAGGUGUGUUUUUACCACUGUUGAUCCUGAAACUGGAGUCAUAACCAGGAAGGAGCCACUGGAUACUCUUAGAACUUAUCGACUAACCGACCCUGCUCAGAAAACUGCACCAAUACUUGGACAGUACUACACGGUCAAGAAAACUGGAGCCCUCCAUGUUGGUGAUCCCAUUUACUUCAUUCAUUACUGAGACAAAACAAGGUGGAUACAUUAAAAUCCAAGUCAAUCACAAAUACAAUAAUAAUUUGUUUAAAGGUGCAUGAAAUGCAUCCAUCAUAAGAUGCUAGCUAUAAAGUGUUUUCUAUUUGAAAGCACUAAUGAUUGAGGUGGAGUUAAGGAUUCUUGGGAACAUGUCUGUGACGUGAUUAACAGAUUUAAUGUAACCCAUUAAGUGUGGUAUUUUAAAACCUUGUCAAAUGCAUUUACUUUUGCAGCUGUAUUGCAAAAACAAAUCACUGUUUGCUGACCAGAUUUCCACAUUUGUUAAAAUUCUACUGCUUUGCAAAAUUGUGAAAUCUCAGUUACCAAAUAUAGACCACAUAUUAAAAACAAGGCUUUUAAUUCAUAAUAAGAAAUACAAUGUAACUAUAAUUAUCACAGUUUAAAUCAUUAUUAGGAUAGAAUCAACUGAACAGUUGCACCCCGAAGGCACUGGUCAGGUAUCUACAUAAUUAUCCAUAGGCCAUUGCUGCUGGCCCAUACCGAUCAAUAACUCAAAUGACUUCUACAGAAGUGUCCUCCCUAUAGCUAUUUAUAGACUGCCUUUUGGUAAUGUAUUGGGAUUUCUUUGGGCAGACAUUAUUUUUCUUUUUAUAUUGGAUGGUUAAAGGUUAAGGAAAGCAGGUUUCCCCAAAUACUUGCUUUCAAAAUUAGCAAAUUUCUUUAACAAGACAAGAUGUUUUUGCACACAGAAUGUUGCUGUUUGUUACAAUUUAUUCCAUCAUUAUUUUCAACAUCAUUUUCCAGUGGUUGGUUGUCACCAUGUGCUGAUAAUAUUACUGUGCCUCUGCAAAUCAAUCAGUGUUUGGAGCACAUCACAUAACAUUUGUAACUUAGGUUAUUGGCUCAAACAUGCUCAUGAACCAGAUUAUGUGCCAGUGAGUAAACCCCUUAAAAUGAAUGAAGUCUAAUGUUAAACAGUCUCUGGUUAUUAUAAUACCUCAGUGGUCUCCUCAUUUAUUAGCUGGACAGUCAAUCGGUUAACAUUUAAUAGUACUUUAUGUAAUACUUGUAUUUUAUGUAAUGCUUUGCAGGUAAUUGCUAGGCCAGUGCUAGGUGUACCUGGUAUUCAAAACAAUACAGUAUUUUUAAACAUUAAAAUGAUUAUGUAUGUCUGCAUAAAAGUUUAGUCUACAACUAAAUUAUGAUAAUAAUUAUUGGCAUCUUUUAUGACACAUGAUUUAUAUAGGAAAACUUAAAUUACACCACAAGCUUUUCAUUAAUGUCUUUACCACAUUUGGAUGGUGUAAAUGCAUUUCAAUUCAGCAUUAAAAUUCUUUGAUUACCUUGCAGUUAAUAUUACUUACAUGAUAUUUUGAUACCAUUGAUCGUACAGUUGAAAGAUCUCUUUUCUCUUGAUUAAAAAUACAUUAAAAUUUGCUUUGUUACUAAA